CAAUCACUUGUGCUCACGACUAUUUAGCAUAAUACACGUAGCAUAACAGAAAACGUAAAUAGAGCGAGUCUCCUCGUGUCUACGCGAGGUCAAAACCCGUACAGUCGAAGCCGAGAGCCGAUCGCCGUACUGCCAAUCGAACCCGACAAAAUUCAGCAAAGAUCGCGGAAAAAUCGCUAAAUUAUUGAAUGCCGCCGCUCGUGUAGGAUAUUUUUCCUGGCCGCACCGCUGCGUACCUCGAGAGGCGAGCGUUUUAGGUGAAAUAAGUACUUUCGUUCAACGGCAGACAAUAUGACGAUGCAACGUGCAGCGACGCGAUCGGCUGCACUGUUGAUGUUGUGGCUGAUUCUCAUUUCCGAUCGUUCAAUCGUUCAGCCAGUUGUUGCGCAAAAUGAUUUGACCACUAACUUUUUAUCAGGACUUUUGAGUCUCAUCAACGAAAUUCCUGACAUGACUCCUCCAAAAAGUACCAGCACAGUCGAGGAAAAACCAAGCGAUAGUAAAAAUGCAGAAUCAACGAUCAUGUCGGAAACAUUGACUUCAUUGGCGGUCCCAACUACGACGACGACGCAAAGGACUACUACAACUACAACUACAACUACGUCUACAACGACAGCCAAGCCAAAGGUAGAUAAGGAGGAAAUAUCGCAGCAAGAGGCACCAUUGCCGCUGAGGGUCUGCCCCGGCUCGUGCAUGCUCACCUCCUUUGUCAGGUACUGCGAGGCCGUUCUGGAGGUAGACUCGCUGUGCGAUAGCAAGACUCGCUGCUGCGUGACGAGGGAACUUUUCGGGGACUCGCCGCCGGCCCAGCUGCGAAUCUACGACCACAAGAAAUUCGGCGAACCCGUCGUUCCCAACGAGGUCGUUGUCGGUGGCCCCUCGACACCCCUCGCGACAACGUCUACGACCACGACGUCCACUACCGAGCCGCAGACGCUUUCCACGAAUACCAAUACGAAUGCCAAUACGAACACGACCAGGAAAAGAUGCAGGGGCGGUUGCGUCAACAUCUAUAUAGCUAAUUUUCUGUGCGAAAAGGUCGAUUCCGAUGCCGAUUGCGGGGACAUGAGCUUGUGCUGCGUCGAAGAUGAGGAGGAGCAGGAGGAGUCGCAAAAACAGGAGGUGAUCACUACAACGACUACGCAGAGGCCAGCGAAAACAUCCACAACGAGCCAAGCUCCCCAGAAUAAACGGCCUUCUUGCCGUGGUUUCUGUCUGCCAAACAUCGUGUCGAUAUUAUGCGAAAAGAAGAGCGGUAUUGGCUGUCCCAAGGAUCAAUUAUGUUGCGAGACGUUUCGUAACUUAACUUUGCCGAAAAUUGCUCCAGCAAAACCAAAACCCGCGACGAAACCUCCGGUGAGACGCGAGGACCGCGUCGAUCCAACGCCAGAUCCGACGCCAGAUCCAAGACCAAAUUGUCCCGGGAGCUGCAUCAAGGCGUAUUUAUCGUUGGCCUGCUUCAAAAACGCCGAGAUAACUGACCUGUUCAAGUGCCCGAGGGCGGAGCAGCGCUGCUGCGCCUACAAGUCGGUCAUACGCGAGAUACAGGGCAUCAAGGAGACGCCGACGAACGAAAUCAAGGACAAAAUCGACUACGAAUUGGCGCCACUGCUCCCGGGACACUAUCCCCGCGUCCCAGUGACGCCCCAGGCGAUCCCCCACGACCACGGGCCGAUUUACGUGGACGCGCCGAUCACGAGCACGACGAAGAAGGCCCCCUACGACUGGCUCGUGUGCGGGGCCAAAGGCACCCAGCGCAGUCAGUACUCGCUGAGCGAAGGUGGCGGCGGUGGCGGCGAGCUGCGUCGUCGCGAGGCUCGUAUCAUCGGCGGCCAGGAUGCCGAUUACAACGAGUGGUGCUGGCAGGUGGCCAUUCUCAACUCGCGAAAUCAGUACCUGUGCGGCGGGGCCCUCAUCGGCAAACGAUGGGUAAUCACCUCGGCGCAUUGCGUCACCGAAACCGUCAAGAGCGGCGAAGCCGUUUACGCCACGCUCGGGGACAGCGACCUGAGCCGCAGGUAUGGCAACCCGGGGGCGCGCACGAUCCAAGUCGACACGACCUACAUCCACCACAACCACAACAGCCAGACUCUCGACAACGACAUAGCCCUGCUGAGGCUCGAGCGCGACGUCGAGCUCGGUCAGGGUGUCUGCCUGGUCUGCCUGCCGGGCCGAGAGUCCGAUCACAGGCCCGGCACGAGGUGCACCGUCACCGGCUACGGCUAUCCCAGCCAAGAAGGACCGAUAGCCCUGCGAAUACGCUCGGCCGACGUACCGAUCGUCUCCGACAGCGAGUGCAUCCGCAAGAUCAACGCCAUAACCCAGAAGGUCUUCAUCAUGCCGACCAAUAGCUUUUGCGCCGGCGGUGAGUCUUACAACGACGCGUGCCGGGGCGACGGCGGCAGUCCUCUGGUGUGCAAACAAGGAGACUUCUACGAGCUAGCGGGUCUCGUUUCCUGGGCCUACGGCUGCGGACAAGGACCCGGUGUCUACGUCAAAAUAUUGCCCUUCAUCGACUGGAUCAAACAGAUAACCGUCCUUAAUUCGUAAAAGCCCUUCAAUUUCCAUUUAGCCAUAUUAGUUCUUACUUUUUUUUACUAAAAAAGACACCAAAGUUUAGUCUGUGAUACAUUUCGAUGACUAAGAUGCUUUGAAUCGGUGACUUCUGCUUACUUUUGCGUAGCUUCCCCCAAGUCUUAUUGCAUCGGAACGUUAAUAACAAUAAUUUAUUUAAUGUUUUCUCUCUUUUUAUCUUUUAUCUAGCAACUAUUUUUAUAAUCGCGUAUGAUUUUGAUUUAAGCUGUAAAUACAACUUGAUCCAAUCAGAGGGUCGAUAAACAAUAACACAGUGGAUUGUGUUAAUCCUCAAA
Trichogramma pretiosum is the source of this 2870-nucleotide messenger RNA. RefSeq lists its product as uncharacterized. Gene Ontology annotation, biological process: proteolysis. Gene Ontology annotation, molecular function: serine-type endopeptidase activity. The record is from RefSeq and is a predicted model, not a curated record. NCBI's taxonomy places the organism in Eukaryota, Metazoa, Arthropoda, Insecta, Hymenoptera, Trichogrammatidae. The coding region runs from base 292 to 2550 and encodes 752 amino acids. The transcript has 11 exons.